Molecule: messenger RNA, 1413 nt
Organism: Xylona heveae TC161
Lineage: Eukaryota; Fungi; Ascomycota; Xylonomycetes; Xylonales; Xylonaceae
Exons: 7
Coding region: 1-1413 (470 amino acids)
Source: RefSeq, a predicted model, not a curated record
AUGGUCGGGUCGGCGGACUUUGUUUCCCGGUUUACCCGGCAGUCAUGGGCUAUGUACACUGUCGGCAUGAUCAUUAUUUCUCUGAGAUGGAUUGCUCGAGUUCAGAGACUUGGAUUCAAGGGGCUCCAAGCCGAUGACUAUUUAAUGCUUCUUGUUGCGGCGUGGUACACGACUCUUGUGACGUCUCUCAAUGCCGUUAAUCAUGGCGGAGGCAGUAACUUGCUGCGUCCGGGGGAGGCUGCGCAUCUGACCGCUCACGAAAUUCAGGUCAAAAUGAAAGGAUCAAAGCUGGCUAACCUUAACGUCAUGUAUACGAUCAAGGCUUGUAUGCUCUUUCUAUAUCAUAGAUUAACGACUGGGUUGUGGCAGCAGCGGGCUGUUCAAGCUUUAGCAAUCUAUGUUGCAUGCGGCUUCGUUGGAUCAGAAUUGGGAUUCUUCUUCGCCUGUCGCCCAUUUCAUGAUUACUGGGCGGUGCCACCAGCAGAUCCUCAAUGUGCGACAUUGCAACACUAUGCCAUCACUGAAGGCGUUUUUAAUAUUUCUUCCGACCUCCUCAUGCUUGCGGUCGUAUUACCGCUAGUAUUCCGAGUGCGUGUGCCACCAAAGCAAAAAUUUGUUCUUUGCAUAGUAUUUGGUCUAGGAAUUUUCGUUAUUAUCGCUGCGAUACUCACCAAAGUUUUCAACUUCUCCGACGUUUACUCGCCCGACUAUAUGUUCUGGUACAUCGUUCAGGCUAGCGUGGCGGUUUAUGUCUCCAACCUCCCAAUGGUCUGGGCAUUCCUUCGCCAGCUCUUCCCUUUCUUGCGUUUCACCUCUUAUUACCGUGGAGCCGGAUACAAGUCCGGGGCAUAUCACUUAAGCAGCAAUCCCAACAGUCGGACGAAUAACAGCAGGCUUAAGCACGCAAAACUUGCGAACAUGACCAUCGGUGGCCAUAAACGUUCCGGCGACGGUGAUGAUUAUGACAAUGAACUCGAUGGCCGAGCGUUCCAAAUGUCCAACUUCCAUUCAAAGACAACUAUAACCGGUGCGGCUGAUAGGAACGGAGACGAUGAAUCAUAUGGAACGUCUAGCGAAUGUGAAGCUAGACAUGGUCAGAUUCGAGGCCAGAGCAGUCGAGGAAACGAUGGCUCAAGCAUCAUCAGCAGCAGCAGCCAGGAACGCAUAAACGGCCCGAGUGAGAAUGAGAAUGUGGGCGUGAAGAAAUGGCACUCGGCAAAAGCGGCCGACUCGAGCGUACAUAUUGGAGAAGAAGAUCUUGGCCACCGCCUUGGUGACAGCGGGAGUAGCUGCCCAUCAAGUAUGAAUGUGGACCUGGAGAAGGUUGGUCAGCCGCAACAUCAAGGACCAGGGGAUUAUAGGGACCCUUUUGAUGACAAUCGACAUGUUGAUCGACAUGGACAGGGCUUUUGA